AUGCCACAAGUUCGCAGCGGAGACGUAGACGAGAUUUCGUUUGUCUCACGCGAAGUGGAAGAUCCCGAAGGGGAAGGUCUCGAACCCGAAGUACUGGAAAUUCUUGGCGCCGAUCCUUCCAAGCCGAAGAGCACAGGAAUCGUCCUCCAGGAGGAACUGGAAACACGUUGGAGCUAUUGGCUUUCAACCUUGCUGGACAAGGAGGAAAUGGACACCCUCCUAGCCCAAUACUUACGUGAGUCUAAUAAAUGUUUCUUCGAAGCGCCAAAAUUAAAUCCCGAAAUUGCAGCCAUGUCUACGGAAGCCCUCAUACAAAGGGACCAGAGAUUUAUAGCAGCACAGAAUAAAGCGGGGUCUGCGCUGGUGGCUCUAGGCUCGGCUAUUUCUGCUCUCUUAGCAGACGACGAAAUAGAUAGGCUCGAGCUUCUCCGUAGGUUAUGUGAUGCGGGAAAGUUAAUGACUCAAGUCCAUCGAGGCUUUUCAGCCACUAGAAGAGCCUUUGUAUCCCCCAAUAAGCAGGCAGUCAAAGUCGGGUUCUUUAAACUCCAAAAGCCCGUUUGUCAGAUUCAAGAAAUCACAAACGGGCACAAAGUCUCGGGGUCAAUACAAGAAAACCAGCUCAGGGAGAUACAAACAAGGUCAACAACAGUCGAACUCUCGGAAGGACAAGAACACGUCUCAUACGGCAUCGACGCCGCAAACGGCCGCCGAAGAGACGAAGAAAUAAAGGUAAGAAACCUUGCAGGAAAUCUAAGACAUUUCCAGCAUGAAUGGAAGGCGAUUGAUUCGGACUCAUUUGUCUUGCAAUGCAUUAAGGGAUAUAGGAUACCCUUCACCUUCCCACCCUCCCAGCAAUCAGUCCCACCGGAGCCCACGUUCUCGGAAGCCGACUUUUCUGAGCUGAGAUGUGCGUUGAACCGCUUGCAGGACCUUGCCGCUAUCGAACCUUGCACCCCUUGCGAAGGUCAGUUCGUCUCUACAUAUUUUCUGGUAGACAAGUCGAAUGGAGAAAAGAGAUUCAUUCUCAAUCUCAAAAAACUAAACAAAUUUAUAAAGGCCCCUCAUUUCAAGCUAGAGGACAUUAGAACUGCAGUUAAACUAAUAUCUCCAGGUUGUUUCAUGGGAAAGAUAGAUCUUAAGGAUACUUACUUCCUAGUGCCUGUACGCCAACAGGACCGAAAAUUUCUUAGAUUCCUCUUCCAGGGCAAAUGUUAUCAAUUUACAUGUAUGCCCUUCGGGCUAUCCACCAGUCCAUUUGCUUUCACCAAACUCAUGAAGCCGGUGGUACAUCACCUUCGCUCCAAGGGCCUGAUCUCCUCAAUCUACCUGGACGAUCUCUUAUGCAUAGGCCCAUCCCAGGAGAAAUGCCAGACCAAUAUACGGACAACGAUUGCUCUACUUUCAAGGUUAGGAUUCAUCAUUAACUGGGAAAAAAGUCAGCUUACCCCUGCCACUCGCUGCGAAUAUUUAGGUCUCAUAUUAGACUCUAGAACAUUCACUUUAGAAUUGCCAGCCAAAAAACAACUGGCAACCAAGGACAUGAUCAAGCGCUUCCAACCAAGAACGCGCUGCUCUAUUAGAAGUUUUGCCAGCUUCAUAGGAACUCUAAUAUCCUGCUGUCCCGCGGUGGCAUAUGGUUUCCUCUACACCAGAAAUCUUGAGAAAGAAAAGCAGCUAAGAUUAAUCCUUAAUGAUGGAGAUUUUGAAGCCUGGAUGACAGUUCCUCGGUCAAUUCAACAAGAUAUUAGGAUGGUGGGAAAAACAUAUUAUGUCUACACAUAG
Molecule: messenger RNA, 1782 nt
Organism: Solenopsis invicta (red fire ant)
Lineage: Eukaryota; Metazoa; Arthropoda; Insecta; Hymenoptera; Formicidae
Exons: 2
Coding region: 1-1782 (593 amino acids)
Source: RefSeq, a predicted model, not a curated record